AAAGCGUGAGAGGGCUCUCUCACAGGUCUGGGGGAGCCCACUUUCUCCACUCUCACUGUCCGCACCAGCUGGGUGGUCUGACAAGGUGGGAGGCAUCAUCUUCACGUUUCCCAGCCCAGGCCAAAAGCCUUUUGGGGAAAGCAGAGUAGGAAUCAGCAACUCUAUCCGACUGGCUUCAAAAUGUACUUUUGUUUCGAAUAGCCGAUAUCAACUCAGCUGGCUUCAUUUGGGGGAAGAAGUUGAGGGGCUUAGCUGGGAGUCCUUCCCUCCCAAGGCGGCCCCCCUUUGCCACAUGCCCUGAUGUUGCAGAAAGGAGAAGGUUGAUGUGCCCCUUAAAGAUGGUGACUCUCUCCUGAGAAGCAGGACCACUUUGUACAAGAAAAGAUCUUCCAGGUACAGUCAGAAGUGCAGGAGGGUGAGAGAAUUCACCAGAGCCAGAGCGGGGAGCAGAGCAGGCAGAAGGACCGGGAGCAGCUGGGGAUCGAACCAGCGCUGCAGAGGCUGCGGGCAGCUUCGCAACCCAGUGCUCAACCGCUGCACCACCGGGGAGGCCCUCUUUUAGUGUUUUUGAUGCAUUUCUGUAUAGCUGUAUCAUAUUACAAAAGCAAUUCAAUUUAGUGUCUUCUUAUAAAAUGAAAACAAGAGUUCUAAGGAGAAUAUGAAAGUGUUACCCAGCCUGGUUUGUUUCAUAGCUCUAUUGAUUUCUUCUCUGGAGGCUGAUAAAUGUGAAGAACAUGAAGAAAGUAGGAUUUUAGUUUCAUCUGCAUAUGAAAUUGAUAUUCGUUCAUGUUCUCCUAACUUAAUGAAAAACAACAUCACUAUAAUUUGGUAUCAAAAUGACAGUACAACACCAAUAUCUGCAGAAAGAAACUCCAGGAUUCAUCAGUACAAAGAUAAGCUUUGGUUUGUUCCUGCAAAGGUAGAGGAUUCAGGACAUUUCUAUUGUAUAGUAAGAAAUUCAACUUACUGCCUCAAAAACAAAUUAACUACAAAAUUUGUGAAGAACGAGCCUCACUUAUGUUAUAAUGCAGAAGCUGUAUUUCCACAGAAACUAUUCAUUGGAGGAGAUGGAACACUUGUGUGUCCUUAUUUGGAUCUAUUUAAAGAUGAAAAUAAUGAGUUUCCCAAAAUACAGUGGUAUAAGGAUUGCAAACCUCUACUUCUGGACAAUGUAAAUUUCACUGGAUCACAGAAUAAGCUCCUCAUAAGGAAUGUCACUCAAGCACAUAGAGGACACUAUACUUGUCAUGCAACCUACAUACACUUGGGGAAGCAGUAUCACAUCACCCGGGCAAUACAAUUUACUACUGUAGAGGACAACAAACCUAGGAGACCUGUGAUUAUUAGUCCUGCUAAUGAGACUUUGGAAGUUGGCCUUGGAUCUCAGCUACAAUUGAUCUGCAAUGUCACUGGCCAGUUGACUGACUAUGUUUACUGGAAGUGGAAUAACUCAUUUAUUCCUGACGAUGAUCCAAUACUGGUGGAGGAGUAUAGACAGAUAAAAAAUCCUUCAGACAAAAAAAGGAGUAUAAUCAUAACAGAGCUUAACAUUUCAGCAGUGGAAAGUAAAUUUUAUGUACACCCAUUUAUCUGCUUUGCCAAAAAUACAAAGGGUAUGGAUGUAGCAUAUAUCCAAUUAAUACAUCCAGCCCCUGAUUUCCAGAAGCAUACAAUUGGUCUACUGGUCAUGUUAACAGUAGUAAUUACAUGCUCUGUUUUCAUCUAUAAAAUCUUCAAGAUUGAUAUUGUGCUUUGGUACAGAGAUUCUUGCUAUGAUUUCCUUCCCCCAAAAGCUUCAGAUGGAAAGACCUAUGAUGCAUACAUACUAUACCCAAAGACCCUUGGGGAAGGGUCCACCUCUGAUUCAGAUAUUUUUGUGUUUAAAAUCUUGCCUGAGGUCUUGGAAAAACAGUGUGGAUAUAAGCUGUUCAUUUAUGGAAGGGAUGAUGAUGUUGGGGAAGACAUUAUUGAGGUCACUAAUGAAAACAUAAAGAAAAGCAGAAGACUAAUUAUCAUUUUGGUUCGAGAGACAUUGGGAUUCAGCUGGCUGACGAGUUCAUCUGAAGAACAAAUAGCAAUGUACAAUGCUCUCAUUCAAGAUGGAAUUAAAGUUGUCCUGCUUGAGUUGGAGAAAAUCCAAGACUAUGAGAAAAUGCCAGAAUCCAUUAAAUACAUUAAGCGGAAACAGGGGGCCAUACGCUGGUCAGGGGACAUUAGAGCUGAGUCUCAGUCUGCAAAGACACGGUUCUGGAAAAAGGUCAGGUACCAACUGCCAGUCCGGCAGCAGCGGCCUUUGCUCAAGCAUCAGUUACUGUCUCCAGGCACUAGGCCAGACUCUAAGGAGGAACUGCAAAGGGACGUCCAAGUGCCUCUUGGAUAGUGGGGCAAGCUGGGCCCAGAGUCCUCGGGUGACUCCUGUUUUAUUGCAUUACAGACUGGACAAUGUCCCUAGUGACUGAGAUAGUCAUUACAUGCAUCUCAUGCUCCCUUAUACCAAGGUCACCUGAAUUGGAAUAUUAAGGGAGCAGAACAUGGUGACAAUAGGUCAGGACAAUUCAGAACAGAGGGUUUGGAAAGGCAACAAAGGCCCUCUUAAUGUUUGAACUGCUGAGCAAAGGCACUGGAGCAGCAAACAAGAGGAAAGGACAUACAGGAGAGAUAUAUCAUGGACAGGUUUCAUGAAGCUGUUUGAAGUCCCAGAGUGGAGCUGUGACCCAGUCUGGGGACUGCAGGGCCCUUGAGGGGCCCUUCUGAGCAGUGCAGCUGGGCAAGUGAGGCCAAUAUUUCACCCAGGAAAGUGGAAGUAUUCUUCCACUUCCAUUUGCUUUGCAUUAGCACAGGUGUUAGCAUUUAGCAGUUUCCAAAUCUGAAUUUCAGUUUGCAGACCUUUAAAACUACCAUUUCAAUAAACUAAGGGAUUCUCCAGCAUUCCAAGGUUUUGAAAUAAUGGCUUUCCACUGGAGAGGGAGAAUGUCAGUAAGAGUGGUGGAAAAUUGGUGAGACCUUACUGUUUUCCACCUGCAAUGACCAUUCUGUUCUAUUUUCUCCUUCAUUUUACUUGACUCAGCCAUUAUUUGGAAGGAUAACUUCCAAGUCACUUCUUCCCUCUGCUCUCUCACACACGUGACCCAGAUAUGGCCCAUCCUUCAUAAAACAUUUCUUUGGUUUGAUCUUACUCUUGCUAAAAUACCUCCUCCAGACUCCUCUCAUUAAAGGAGCCCAAGUUAUUCUAGUAGCAUUUCGCUACAGCCCAUCCUCACACCUGCCCCCUCUGCCCUGCUAGUGAAUUCCCAGGUCAGCCUCCCACAACUAGGAUCUGGCCCUGGGUCUGCUCCAACUCUGCCUCUGCCCUGUCUUCUCUGCUGCCUUCUACAAUUUUCUCUGGCCAGUCAGAAAUAUACUGAAAUUCAAAAUUUUCUCCAACUCCAUUUUCUUUAAGAGACUGCCCUAAGAUACUUUUUCCUAUCAGUCUGAUUCUAAGUUAGCUGUUAGCUAUCAUGUGAGAAGGUUGGUCAUUCUGUCUCCAGCAAGGAUCCUGCACUCCCAGGAAGGGGCUGUGGGUAUGUCUUUUUCUCCGAGAUGCCCUUACAAGUAAUUUGCACGUAUGACAAAGAUUUGUAUAGUGCUUUAUUGUUUAAAAGGGUUCACAGAUUAUUUAAUUUUUAACAAUUAUCCUAAUUUUAUAGAGAGCAAGUUACCUGUUAUUUUUAAAAAUUGCACUUAGUAUUUUGGAAAUUAAACUGGCAUCUCCAUCGCUGGCAUUUAGUUCAUUGUUUUGCAUAGUUGAUUUCAGGUCAAUAAAUACCCCUUCAGCUAUACUGCUCUCACUUUUGUGAGAAGAAAUUAUAGUUUUCUAGGAAGGUGGCUGAGUCUAGGAAUGCUUUUAUUUAAGAAACCAAUUCCGAACUUCUGAAUAUUGGAAUUAACAAAAAUCGUGUAAUAUUUAGAUUAUAUGAAAAACAUUCCUGCUACCAUAUAUUCUUUCCUCAAAGGUAAAUAUUUCUUAGUAAAUUAAAAAUGAAAGCAAAUUUUAUGUGGUAUGGAAAAUAUUUUUAUAACUUGACAGUCCUCAGGCUAAUUAGAGGAACCCUGGAAAACUGCAAAGCCAAGUUCAUGAGCCACUUAGUGAAAGGCAAAUGCAGUGUUAAAGUUGUAUAAACAGAGGCAGGCCUCCUGUUUUUUUAAAAUUUUAAUAUUUAAUAUUAUAGGUUAAUACAAACUUUUAUUUGCUAUUUCCUCUCUCCACCCCCCUGCAAAUUUGUGCUAGUUAGACAAAAACAGAAUUUAAUACUUUUACUCUUCUCUCUCUCCCUGUUUUCUCUGGGAUCUGAUCGGAUGGCGUUGAGUAGCAGUGCUAUUAGGGAGCUGCUGUUUUCAAAGAAAGUUUGGGGGUUCACAUAGAUUGCAGUCAGAAGUCUGGGGGGAUGAACUGGGGCCUGACAUAGCCCCAAAAGGCCAUCACUUUAGUUUGUCUAUUAGUGCACAGACUGAGGGGUACCCCUUGACUCCUAAACUGGAAGCAAAGAUGUAAAAAGAACUUUAAUAGAAUUAGUGUGUUGCUUGUAGUGCCAAGAAAACCAUUUCAAAACUUAGAACUAGCAGUAAAAUUAGCCAGAAAGUAAAGGAGAAGGAAACAACCAAGAAUUACAAGUGGCAUUAGAGUUGGAACUUAGGGAGGAACACAAACAAGAUGGGGGUGGAGAGAGGAGCCCCAAUAGGAAAGUGCAGUGCCACCUAGUCACACUCAUGCUCAACCGAGGGAGGAGUCAAGAGGAAGAAGCUGCAUUCCCAGGUCCCUAGAACUUUCUUUGUUUUAUUGUUUUCCCUCCAAGCCUUUUAAACCUCUUCCUUUUAGGCCUUUUCCAUUAAUUAGAUUUCACUGCCUAAUCUGAUGGGAAUUGUUUUUGUCAACCUAAGUGUUCAAGAAAAGCUGCAAAUGUAACAAAGUGUUUCAUUUCCAGUUGUUAAAACAGAUUUAGCAGAAUUUAUUUUUUCCUCUACUUGCCUCUGCUUACUUUGUGAUAAAAAAAAAGGUAUUGAGCCAUUUUUUUUCAAAGACAUUUUGAUAAAUUGUAUUUGUACUGGAUAAAAUGAAGGUUUUUUUUUUUAACUUGUAUAAUUCAGCAAAUAUCAACUAUUUUUCUGUUGUAGUAAAACACCAGAUUCAUGUACAGCAAAUAUUACUGAAUCACAGUACCAUACUUGUUUUCAUUAAAACCUGGUAUUCAGUAUUGAGUAUUGUCAUGGUUACUGGGCAAAGGAUCUGAAAACUAUCAUUGGGUCAGAAUUUCUCUUACUGGUUCUGGGUCCAGCCACCUCCUACCACAGAUACAAACAAAAGGGCUGUUGGUGCAGGAAAAAAAACUAUUAUUCUAAAAACGGGAUAAAAGAAGAGAGUUUUAAGUCCAGUUACUGACAAAAGAUGUGAGGUAGAGUUGCACAGAGGAGUCAGCAAGGUGUGGCAGAGGUCUGCACUGCUGAAGUGAGUUGGGUUUCCCCCUUGGGGACCAUGGCCUGCCACCUACCCAGCUGCAGUGUGGCCUUUGUAGAUAGCAGCUCCAAUGGCAGCGCAAGCCCACAUUCACGGUUCCCCUUAAA
Messenger RNA from Talpa occidentalis (Iberian mole), 5598 nucleotides. RefSeq names its product interleukin 1 receptor type 1 (gene IL1R1). The record is from RefSeq and is a predicted model, not a curated record. Gene Ontology annotation, molecular function: interleukin-1, type I, activating receptor activity. Gene Ontology annotation, biological process: signal transduction; regulation of inflammatory response. NCBI's taxonomy places the organism in Eukaryota, Metazoa, Chordata, Mammalia, Eulipotyphla, Talpidae. The coding region runs from base 659 to 2380 and encodes 573 amino acids. The transcript has 13 exons.